This is a messenger RNA of Adineta ricciae, 369 nucleotides long. The record is from the annotation of a GenBank genome assembly. NCBI's taxonomy places the organism in Eukaryota, Metazoa, Rotifera, Eurotatoria, Adinetida, Adinetidae.
AUGACCGAUAAACAUGAAACUCGUGUUCACGAACAUUUCCAUCGAAAAGGUGAUCAAAUUACUGAAGCUGAAUAUGUAUACGAUGAAAUUCUCGGCAAAGGCAAAGUAAAUCAAAAACGUGUACACGUCAGACGAGAAGUUUUCGAACAAAUCGCUGCUACGAUUAAGAAAGAAACACUGUCAUUUGAAGAUUUUAUCAAAGUAGUUCGACCAUUUCUAAUGGUAGAAAGUGCACUUGCAGACAUACCUGAAGCAUUUAGUCUGCUUGAUACAGACAAGUCAAAUUCGAUUAAUAUUAACGAAUUGGCUGUGUUUAUGCCUGCUAUUGUACCUAAUUCUAAUCAAUAUUUGCUUCUUCGUUAUUUUUAA